Pseudozyma hubeiensis SY62 is the source of this 1494-nucleotide messenger RNA. RefSeq lists its product as hypothetical. Bases 1 to 1494 code for a protein of 497 amino acids. The record is from RefSeq and is a predicted model, not a curated record. NCBI's taxonomy places the organism in Eukaryota, Fungi, Basidiomycota, Ustilaginomycetes, Ustilaginales, Ustilaginaceae. The transcript has 2 exons. Gene Ontology annotation, molecular function: shikimate 3-dehydrogenase (NADP+) activity.
AUGUCGAUCGAGAACACUGCCGCCAACGCUACAGGCGGCUCAGACGUCGCCACCACGGCCAAACCAAGCCCUAGCUCGACGAAGGCAGUGGCAACACCACCGCCUCAUCCAACGCCCGAUCAAAUCGCAGCUUCUGCUCGGCGCUACUAUCUCUUUGGCUACCCGAUCUCCCACUCUGCCAGUCCUGCGUUCCAGAACCUGAUGCUGCAGUCCAUCGAGCCAAUCGCCUUUCCUGGAUCCGAAUCUCAGAGCUUUCACCCAACCUACUCGCUCCAAGACACCGAAAGCAUCGAUGCUGCUCAUUUUCGAUCACUCGUUCGAGACGACCCUCUCUUUGCCGGCGCUGGGGUCACUAUGCCGCUCAAAGUUGCUGUCACUGCGAACCUCGGCUCGAAGUACGUGAUCGACGAGCUCAGCGAAGCAGGAAAAGCAACGCAGACUGUCAACACGAUCGUGCCCACACCUCAGUCCGCCGGCAAGCCGAGAAAGAUGAUUGGCACCAACACCGAUUAUCUCGGCAUUGCUCACGCUCUUCUCAGAGGCAUCGCAGACAUGAACAAAGAAGACCGAAUCACAAAGUACCUGGAUCCUCGAUUACCGUACAAGGCUCGAUUCGUCUUCCCGAAGAACGAACAGGGAAAGACCUGCUCCGCUUUUAUCAUUGGCUCGGGCGGAACCUGCAGGUCAGCGGUCUAUGCUGUCUCUCAGCUUGGCCUCUCGCCCAUCUACCUCCUCAAUCGGGAUGCUGAAGAGACACAGGCAGUCGUCGAUCAUUUCGGUGCCUCCCUCGAUCUUCGUCCUCUUCGCUCGGUCGAGGCCUGGGAGGCAGAAGAGAAGAAGCGACAGGAUGGACAAGUUGGGCCGAUCGCCUGUGCUGUAGGCGCCAUUCCAGCUUUCACUCCGCAAACAGACUCGGAAAAGAUGGUCUACACGCUUGCCGAAAAGUUCUUCUCGACCGCUCCCCCACCCGCUUCGUCUCAUGCCCACACUCCUGCAACGUCGACAGAGUCGAGUGGCGAGACACUCGUUCCGUUGCCUCUGCCCGCGAAGCGUCCGUUCCUGGACAUGUGCUACAAGCCACGCCAGACUCCUCUUCUCACUAUGGCGGCAUCGCUGGGAUGGUUCUCUAUUGGCGGUGUGGAAGCAAUGGUGGAACAAGGUCUUGCGCAAGCAAGGAUGUGGGCCGCAACAGCAAAAGCCUUUGCAGACGGCAAGGAAAGCUUUGAUCCCAUACCGUUUGCGGUCAAGGCCGGUGACGAAGGUCCUUUGGGCUCAGAGGUCGAGGAAAGGGCCCGUGACAUGGCAAAGGCCAUGCUGGAUAUCAAGAAUUUGCCUGUUGGUGAUCGUGUGCGAGUGUGCUUCCGACGACAAAUGUCGGUCCCAAGAUGCCCGUUCUUGUGGAGUUCCGUGCGAGACCGACGAGGCAGCGAGUUCACGUCGCUCAGACCACAUCGGACUCGACCCUCAAACGACCCGGACAUGAAUCGGACCUGA